AUGGAAUGGUUUAGGGUUCCGGCAGCGGCGUUGUUGGCGAGCCUAGGAAAUAAAGAUUCUGCAACAUGGAGAACAAGGUCAAAGGGAGAGAGGAGGAACAACCUUGAUUUCUCAAAGGGUCCUACUGAAUUGAGGCCUAGAGAUAAUUUUGGAUUUCAAGAAGAUAACAAAUUUGAAAGCUUUAAUUUCAAUAUGUCCGAAAACAUUGCGAAAAGCCCUAUUAGAAAUGGUAUCUAUAAUAUGAAUUCUGUGUAUCAAAAUCCUAAUGUCAAUUUGGGAAAUAUAGCUGGAAGCAAAUACAGCAAUAACAACCUCAACAAGGAGCCUGUCAAGAGCAGCAGUAACAAGGAGGAGAACACAAAUGCGAGCAGUGCAGUGGACAAAAGGUUUAAGACUUUGCCUGCGGCAGAGACUCUUCCUAGGGAUGAGGUUCUUGGUGGCUAUAUCUUUGUUUGCAACAAUGACACAAUGCAGGAAGAUUUAAAGCGACAACUAUUUGGUUUACCACCAAGAUAUAGAGACUCUGUGAGGGCAAUAACACCAGGCUUGCCCCUGUUCCUCUACAAUUACACUAAUCAUCAGUUGCAUGGUGUUUUUGAGGCAGUGAGUUUUGGAGGUUCCAACAUUGACCCUACUGCUUGGGAAGAUAAAAAAUGUAAAGGCGAGUCGAGGUUCCCUGCUCAGGUAAAGAGUCGUGUAAGGAAACUCUGCAAACCUUUGGAGGAAGAUGCUUUUAGGCCGGUUUUGCAUCAUUAUGAUGGUCCCAAGUUUCGUCUUGAGUUGUCUGUACCUGAGACCUUGGACUUGCUGGAUCUUUGUGAACAAGCUGGCGUGUCGAGUCCUGCUGCUGAUACUCGCUGCCAAGAAUGA
Fraxinus pennsylvanica is the source of this 870-nucleotide messenger RNA. The record is from the annotation of a GenBank genome assembly. Lineage: Eukaryota; Viridiplantae; Streptophyta; Magnoliopsida; Lamiales; Oleaceae.